GCGACAGAAAUUUCAUUUUUGUAAAAUGACGCCUCUAAUAUAUACUUGUCACGAUAAGUGAAUAGUUAAGUGUGCCUGGGAGCACAGCCUAGGCCCCUCAGAUGGAACACCCAACAGAUACAACACUCAGAACAAAGGCUGCCCCAGGAGAUGGAGAAUAAGAUGUAGCACUUGUCUGUAUCCAGGGACCAGAAACACAAUUAUGACGAGUUCGAACCACGCCUCGUCAAAGUUCAUUAAGGGGAAUAAUUGGGGAAUUGACAACAAAUGCAGCUGCACCACCGGCGCCAGCAGGGCUCGCAAAAUGUAAUAUUGCAGUGGGCUACGCCAACGGUCGGUGGCAACAGCAGCACUUCCACUGAACCGCAGCAGUCGACAACGAGCGCAGACACAACAGCAGCACCGUCGAGAUCCUAACCAAAAUACGCAACAUAAAUGAAGUUAACAGUCUGUCAAAUUGCUAAAUUAUUUCUGCUGUCGACAGCCUUCUUCUUUCUCAAUUCCCCCAGCGCAGCCCUCCUAGCUCUCGGCUCGAGUCCCACCUCCUCCUCCUCCUCCUCCCUCUCCUCCUUCCGCCCCGAGGCGGCGGGUGUCCUUGUCCUGCCAGCGGCCAAGACAGCGUCCGAUUUUGCCGCGCCGCCAGCUACGAAAUCGGUUGCGGCUUCGCGGCCCUCCUCAGCGACAGCAGCAGCAGCAGCAACCACACUUGGCAGCAACAGCAAUUCAAUUUGGCCGACAGCAACACAAGCGCAGAGUCCACGUGAUGCGCGUGAGGCUGAGCGUCAGCGACGUCAGAAGCAACAGCCCGCCACCCAGCAGCAGCAGCAACAGCGUCCAGUGAAGCGUCAGCAACAGCAGCAGGAGGAGCGACAUCCCAGUCAACGGAUGGCCGUCUUGAUACCUCCUUCGCUGCAGGUGGAUGUGACGCACGUGCAACAGGGCUUCCAGCACUUCCUCGACUUCUUCCACCUGCAUUUGCCUAAUGUCAGCGUCGACUUUCUACGUGAUGUGGAUUUAAGUAGCUUCAUUAAAUUACUCGAGCUGCCCAAAUACACGAGCGUUGUAAGGACUUUAAAUGCGGGCAUUGAUGUAGACACCGACGUGAAGUUGGACCUUAACGUGGAUGUGAACAAGGUCCAAGGGGGCGCAGGGGCGUGGAGUUCGUACGCGAGUAUGGACGUUGACCCGCCCAGCCAGCCACGUCAGCAACAUUCGGAGCAGCAAAGGCGGGAGCAGGACCCCCUUCGUCAUCAUCUGCAGGACUCCAAGUCGAAACAGUUGUCAGCGGGCGAUGGGGCCUUCUCGGGUCACUGCCAUCAGGUGGCUGAAAAACUGGCUCUCGAUUUCAAUAAAACCGUCGUCCUUUGGCCCUGUCCGCGUAUGAAAAUCUCCAGCAAUUUUCUCCCAUCACUAGAAUCAAUUUCCCUGGCCGUGCAAAGCAUUUCCACUAAGUUGAACUGGUCGCAGGUUGAUAUUUAUGUCGGCGACGACAACUGGGGCCUAGGACUGGCAUUAGCUGCCAACUUGCAUGUACCGUAUCGCAUUGAGAUUCGCAGGACAAUACGUGACCUGCAUUCAAAGGAUAACCCGGGCAAAGCCAUCAUUAUCACUGCCCCGCUGAACGAUGCGAGUGCCAUACGUAUGCUUACCAGCAUUGAGGUGGCGUGGGCGAAGCAGGCCCAGAAGGAUGCGGUGGAUUCGGGGCCCUCCAGACAGAACACCAAAAUUCUGCUUAUCGACAUGGCGGCCAGCUCGUUGGACAUCCAGCAUGGGUUCUACAAAUGUUUGGCACGGAUCAGUGGGUCAGGAAAGGGCAGCUUCGGAGGCAACUCGUCCUAUUCGGCCGGAAUGGUCCGCAGCAAUCUGUUGGUGCUGACUCUGCUAAGCGAUAGACAUCGACACUUUCUGAAUGCGGCCGGGCUGAUGGCAACAAUGCAGAGUUUUCGCCCGCCCCUCGGAAAUGUUGAAAAUCGAAACAUCACGGCACCACCGCCCAGUGGCCAUCGCAAUGCCAGCCUGGAAAAACUGUACCCGUAUCGCAACCUCCUUCCACUCUAUGAUACGGUUGUAGAUACUGCCACCCAAUCGAAUACACUGGAUGCGAGUCCCAAAUACGAUUUCGUGGUGCUGGACAUCGUUUGGGAUGUCAAUACAACCGCAUACAAGUGGCGACCUCUGCUCAUCCUGGAGAGAGAAAGGGGGAGUCGUAAGCGUGGGCCAGGGGGCGGAGCGAGUGACUCCUACAUUACCCACUCCGUACAACCAGGAUACGACGAGUGGCUGCUGGUCAGCAGCGUCCUUUUGUGGCAGUGUGGCGCCAUCUGCUGGACCAUCGCGGCGAUCUGUGUGUUCCUACUUGUCGUUAUUGUGGCGGGUAUUGUGGCUGCAGGGAUUGCUAUGAGGAAUUACUUUUUACGUAAGCGUCUCUCCAAAGGACCCAACAAGAUAGUGCUUUCCGCCAGCGACUUCGUUUUUCCGGUGGAUUCUCGAAGGGUCGAUGAGGGCAUAGAGGCCAUGCUUUGUUGUUGGCUGCAGCAGCUGCAGGAGUUUGGUGGGCCUGAAGUAGAUAAACCGGAUCUCCUCAAAGGCUCCAUUGGAUCCCUAAAAAAUUUAGGAUUCGUAAUACCGGGUGCAGCUGCUCCGGGAAGUUCAGCUGGAGCCAUCGCAGCCGCAGCGAAUGGGAAAAGCGCAUCCUCCGCCACGGGCAGUUUGGCCAGGCACAAUCCCGCCCAUCUGGACAUGAGAGCUCGAUAUAAUGGUGAUCUCGUGCAGCUCAAGGAAGUUCAUAUAAACAGUUCCUCGGAGUUGCGCACCAAAGCAAUGGAUCUACUCGUGAUGGCCCAUGGCCUUAGGCAUGAAAAUAUCAACCCAUUAAUUGGAUGGCUGUCAGAUCCCAAUCGCACAGCCAUGGUUUUCGAUUACUGCUCAAGGGGAUCGCUGCAGGAUGUGCUUAUCAUGGACGAGAUCAAACUGGACUGGUCAUUCCGGUUGAGCUUACUCACUGACCUGGUGAGGGGCAUGCGAUACCUACACACGUCUCCUUUGAGGGUUCAUGGUGCUUUGACCUCUAGGAACUGUGUCGUGGACGCAAGAUGGGUCUUGAAGAUCACCGACUACGGCUUGAACUCUUUUUACGAAUCGCAGGGACUGCCCCCAAGGCCCAGGAGCGCCAAAGAACUGUUGUGGACAGCUCCCGAACUCCUUCGGAGCAUGAAGCACUUCCAGCAGCAUCACCACCACCACCAUCAGCACGGACGUAUUCAGUUGGGGACCCAACUCGGAGACGUCUACUCUUUCGGAAUUAUCAUGCAGGAGGUGGUAGUGAGGGGAGAACCCUACUGUAUGCUCUCCCUGGCUCCGGAAGAAAUAAUAGCCAAAAUCAAGAAACCUCCUCCUUUAAUUCGGCCUUCUGUCUCCAAGGGGGCAGCUCCGCCGGAGGCAAUAAAUAUUAUGCGCCAGUGCUGGGCCGAGCAGCCCGACAUGCGUCCCGAUUUCAACUCCGUUUACGAGCGCUUUAAGAUGUUGAACCAUGGUCGGAAGGUAAACUUUGUUGACACAAUGUUUCAAAUGCUCGAGAAAUACUCAAACAAUCUGGAGGAGUUGAUUCGGGAACGCACCGAACAACUGGACGUGGAACGAAAGAAGACUGAGCAGCUGCUGAAUCGCAUGUUGCCAAGCUCGGUUGCUGAGAAAUUAAAGAUGGGCUUGGCAGUCGACCCGGAAGAAUUUUCCGACGUGACCAUAUACUUUAGCGACAUCGUUGGUUUUACAACAAUCGCCGCACAUUGCAGUCCUGUACAGGUUGUAGAUUUGCUCAACGAUCUCUACACGAUCUUCGAUGCUACGAUCAAUGCCUAUAAUGUUUAUAAGGUUGAGACAAUAGGUGAUGCUUAUAUGGUAGUGAGCGGGCUUCCGGUAAAAAUACCCGAUCAUGCCGAGCAGAUAGCUACCAUGGCCCUGGACUUGCUGCACCAGAGUGGUCGCUUUAAUGUGAAACAUCUGCCGGGAGUUCCACUCCAACUGAGGAUAGGCCUCCAUACGGGACCCUGUUGUGCCGGAGUCGUUGGUCUCACGAUGCCCAGGUACUGUUUAUUCGGGGACACAGUUAACACGGCAUCCCGAAUGGAGUCAACCGGAUCCUCAUGGCGCAUCCAUAUGUCCCAGGAGACUAGGGAUCGUCUUGAGAACCGCGGUGGCUAUGCCAUUGAACCAAGGGGCCUCAUCGACAUUAAGGGCAAGGGCAUGAUGAACACCUUUUGGCUACUGGGAAAAAAGGGAUUCGAUAAGCCGCUGCCGGUACCACCACCUAUUGGGGAGUCUCACGGCUUGGACGAAUCCCUGAUCCGCAACUCAAUAACCUUGAAGGCCCAGGCCAACAAAUCUCGGACGAGCACGAAUCCUUCAUCUUCACAGAGUUCCUCCUUGGCCGGGGAGUCCGUAGAGGUGAAGGUCGAGAUAACCCCACCCACCAACGCCGACCUAGGUUCCGGGGCCAAUCUUCCCAACUCGUAUUCCCUGGACUCCAAUUCCACCAACACAAUUAGCCCAAAUGCAACCCUCUGUCCGGAGUUUCCGGGGAAAGUGACGCCCAACAGUACGAGUCCACAGUCGCGCAAGCUCUCCGAACUAACGCCAGACAAUCUGCUCAACCCAAACAGCUUCAAUCGGCUGCCCAAUUCCGCUGGAGGAUCCAGUUCCCGCCUUUACAAAAAGAUAGAAGAGAUGAUGGACCUCAGUUCGCCCUACAACCAUUACAAAUGCCUUAGUCCCAGCGAGAGCAAUCUUACACAGUUCUACGAUGGGAAAUACCUAUACGGUAGUGCGGGGGGCGGGGGAAGCGGGCAGGGGGCGGGCGGCACCGGCCCAUCGAUGGUCGGUACUGGCAGUGGCUGUGGGGGAGGAGCCGCGCGGUUCGACAGCAAGCCCGGCUCCAGUCGUCUGCUGCGUCGCCAGUUCAGCUUGGAUCGAGACGACCAGCACUCGAAGGGAGAGCAGCAGCACCACCAGCACUCCCUGCAAGCCUCCACCUACGCGGCCUUAGUGGGGGUUGGUGGUGGGGUGGUAAAGAGCUCCAUGUUGGACAUACCUUUGUUGCACGACACCUCUCGAAGUCCCAAAGGAACGUUGACGCGGGCUCAUAAGCAGAACUCCGCCUCGAUCACCCAGGAUCUGGAGAAGAUUGAGGAAAUCCCUCUGUCGCCGGCCUCCUCGCAGCAUCACAGCAGCCUGGACAGCAACCUCAACCGCAGUCCGCCUUCGACCCUGGAGGCGCAGUCGCCGCCGCUGCCGCCCAUGAGUCCUCCCCAGAUCUCUGCCCCCACGUCGCCGGCCCCUUCCAGGACGUUGAAUGGGAUGUAUGCCCACUGCAACAAUAGUGCGAACAACAGUGACUUCCAGUCCCAAGCUGCGGCCAACAACAAUAAUGGCACCCAUCCAGGCCCAGAGCUAACACUCAAUGUGGAUCAACUGCUGAGCAGAUAGGGCACAAUCUAAGGCUUCCAAGAAAGGAAGUCGAUCAAAGCUUUAGGUCUCAUCCAAAUUCUGUUCUGAUGAGCGUGUGUGUGAGUGUUCCAUUGACAUAUUUAUGGGCAAUGUGUUAUUUAUAUAUUCAGGCCUGUCCCAGUUUUCAGUCGGAAAUUAAUUCAAUAAUAUUUGGUGGUUUCAUUUGA
This is a messenger RNA of Drosophila biarmipes, 5669 nucleotides long. RefSeq lists its product as uncharacterized. Gene Ontology annotation, biological process: protein phosphorylation; receptor guanylyl cyclase signaling pathway; intracellular signal transduction. The transcript has 14 exons. Lineage: Eukaryota; Metazoa; Arthropoda; Insecta; Diptera; Drosophilidae. The coding region runs from base 436 to 5481 and encodes 1681 amino acids. The record is from RefSeq and is a predicted model, not a curated record. Gene Ontology annotation, molecular function: protein kinase activity; peptide receptor activity; guanylate cyclase activity.